Messenger RNA from Homalodisca vitripennis (glassy-winged sharpshooter), 3583 nucleotides. RefSeq lists its product as uncharacterized. Bases 546 to 1865 code for a protein of 439 amino acids. NCBI's taxonomy places the organism in Eukaryota, Metazoa, Arthropoda, Insecta, Hemiptera, Cicadellidae. The transcript has 3 exons. The record is from RefSeq and is a predicted model, not a curated record.
ACGUUUGGUACUUUACGGAAAAGUGAUAUUGCAAUAUUAUCGCCUACAUGGCCUGUGGACAACCAUGGUAUGUGGUCGAGUGACGUAAUUUUUGUCGAUUCAGUCUUGAGAAAUUUACCUGUUCCAUUCCGCAUAGAUUCACCAGCCUUUUGUAUGAGGAACCUUCAACUACCACGUUGAGGAACUUAAGUGGACUUGAGCAAGCAAGAACUGGCCUGCUAUUCUGCAUAACCUGUGAAUGUAUACAAACAUGGGCAUGGGAUGGUCAAUAAUUAAUAAUUGUGGAAUGACCAUGAGUCAUGACUGUUAGUGCUGUUCGAAACAUUUUCUCCAUUACAUUUUCCAGAGGACCAUACUGAAUUAAAACUUAAUUAACUGUAGAUAGGAAAAUGGCUGAAGGUAAGCGUAAAGAACCAAAGAGAUAUUAAUUUCUCUUGUAGAUCUUAUGAGGAAUUGAUUUGCUGCAAAUAGAUAAAAAGAAUCAUCUCCCUGUAAUUAAAUUUUAUGUACACUAAUCCUGUAAUCACAUAAUAUAACUAAGUAUAAUGGCCGAAUGUAAAAUAAAUGAAAUAUUCAAUACUCUUGACAACGAUGAUCCUUGUGUGAGAGUAAGUAAAUCUAUGAUUAGUUUAUCAGAAGAUGGACACAGUUGUAAAUGCUCUUUGUGCAAGACCAGUUUUGAUGUUCCUCUUGAACCUACCAAUUUAAGAUUUACAAUUUGGAGCCAUAUUCAAGAACCUGGCCACAGACACAAUCUUCCCAAUUACCAGAAAAUGGUAAGCCAAUGUGAUAAAUCGAUAAAACAACUUUCUUUUAGCAUUCCAGAUCACUUAAAAAACGAUUUGACAUACCUGAAAAUGGGACCUGCUUUUAGAUUCCUUCUGUGCACAUUAUGUCAUUGCGCUGUGUAUUUUAAUGAACAUUUCUUAAAGACCCAUUUUCAAUCAAAAUGCCAUGAACAAAAUAAAAAUACCUCAGACGAAAGUGUCAAGAAACAAAUUAAAAUCUCAUCAGAAUUGACUUUUGAGGAGCAUUUUAAUAACUUAGUGAUGACCCUUCCACAAGACUUAAAGUCUGAUGCAAAAUACAUACAGAAGGGUCAUAUACCUGAAUAUUUGAUUUGCACUUUGUGUUCAAGAUACAUCAUACCCACUCAGUAUCUUCUAAAAAGUCACUUAGAAGACUUUUGGCACACAGAAAACAAAAACAAACCAUUCCUCUUGCCAGAUUACUCUCGCAAAAUUCCAACUAUUGUUAAAAGAGUGAAGAACAACUAUGUAUCAUUUUUUUGUAUGGAAGUAAUAUUUUCAUUGUUACGGUCUAAUGAUAUCAAUGUUAGAACGAAUUCUAAAUUCCUAUACAAACAAUGUAUAUCUGAUCGUUUCUACUGCCAGUUGUGUGAUGUAUUGCUUAAAGGAACAGCAGUCAAUGUUUUGAUUCAAAAUAUUCAAACUCAUUUCAAUCAGGAAAGCCACAAGACAAAUGUUUCCCUUACAUACAAUUUUGAGAUGAUGAUACGAUUCAAAAAUAAUGAUUUUGAUAGAUUUCCACUGUUUUUGCAUAGUACUUCUGAAGAGUUUUACCGAGAUUUUAAAUAUCUUCAUAUUUCAAAAUCAACAAAAGAAAUCAGAUGUUUGGUUUGUGAUUGUAGUUUGCCUCUAAGCAUGUUACUGUGUGUGGAUCACAUUGAGAGUAAGCAACACUUAAAAAAGAGGAAUUGUGCCAACUCCAGUAAGGAAAUUCAAAAGUUGCCAAUUCAUAAAGCUGUCUCCACCAAUGAAGGAAAUGCCACUGAUGUACAAGAACAAAACGAAGAGUGUUUUGGACAAAAUGCUGGAAAAAAUGAUAAAUUUGAACGAUGGUGAUAAGAAUUCGAUUAGACCUUCUAAGAAAGAAGGGAAGUUGAAAUGCAAAACUUGUAACAUCAAGUUUGCUGCAGAUUUUGAAACUUUAACCAAACAUCUUGGAAGCAGUCAACAUAAAACCAGUAUUAAAAUGAAAACAACAACGGAAAAAUGAGAUGAGUGUAAACCAGCGACCAAAGAAGAACAUAGACUGGCAAUCGGGGCGCGCGGCUGAAGCCGGUAAUCACCAGAGUGGUGGGGAUGGCAGUGGAUGAGUCACCCACUACCGAGCGUCCGUGUGGCAGGAAGGGCUCGCUUUCGUUGUUUGCUUUUGCUUGCCACCGAUUAUAGAAUUUAUAUUAUUGGAAGUUGGAUGUUUUUUUAAGAAUGAUCAACUAAAAUAUACUUCGCUGGAAUUUGUGUACAUUUUAUUUCAUUGUAAGUAAGGAAUAUAAACUAAAUACCAUAAAGAUACUGUAAAAACUAUACUGUAACCUGUAUUGAAUGUUAGAAAUCAUUCAUUGAUACAUACUGUAACACCAAAUAAACAGUAACAUUGUAAACUGUAACAUCACAUAAAAAGUAAACUUACUAUUUAAGUUAUUCCGUAUUGUAAAAGGUUGAAUUUGUAGGCUUUAAAUCGUACAUAUAAUAUUUCAUUUUAUUAUGUACUUGUGGUUUUUGAAACCCGCUACAACGAUUAGUUGAUUUAAUCAAAUUUAGAUAUAUUCCCAUAAUAAGUUAUUAAUGUUUAUAGAUUUGAGUAUAAAAAAAGGUUGAGCAUUUAAACAUUUAACCUAUUUGCAGCGUAUGGAGGCGAGGCGGCGGGUACGUGUUUGCGCCGCAUGAAAUUUGUAUCUGCUUUAUACCUCGUUUCUCGACAAACUGUUCACUCCAAAAAUUUAUAAAAAAUACUACGGUAAAAUUUGGUUUAUUAUCUCAAACUUUCUCGCAGACGAAACUCGCCUGACCAAUAAAUAAAAAAAGUAGCAGCCGACUCAUUAUUUCAUGUUCAUCGCCAAAGCUCAAUUUGGUUUUUAAUUAAUAAUAUUUAUUUUAUAAUACUUAUAAUAAACUUUUAAAAUGUUUAUCUACUACAUCAUCAUUGCCAUAGUAUUGACUACAAAAUUGUGAAAUUUCAAGUUUUUAUCCCAACUCUAACUGUAUAAUCCAACGGUGUUAAUGAAACGCGGCGAAUUAAAAUGUAUACUCGCCGCGAGCUGGUGCCCAGCCGGUUUGUCACCAGAGUGGGUGUGGGUUGGCUUCAACUGCCGUAAUGUAUUAGGUAUAGGUAUUUCCAGUCUAUGUUCUUCUUUGGUCGCUGGUGUAAACAUCACUAAAGAAACCAGUUAUUGUUGCAACUGUGUGUUGAUAUUACAACAUAUAUACAAUAUAAUGUAUUGUACAAUAUUUUACUGUUAUUCUGUAUUAUGUUCUAUAUAACAAGUUACAAGUCAGGCGUAUUAACAAAUAUAUUGUAAAAAAAUUAAAGUUAGAUUUAAAACAUGUAAAUAGAACACGGGAAUUUAUUACUUAAUUUAAAGAAAUUAAAUUUGUAUUUUAAGUUACAUAACUAAGGUACGGUAUUUUGAUAAGUUUAAGUAGAAUUAGGGAUAUAUUGUUGGUUUUUUGUUUGUAUUUAUCUGUUAAGUAUUUUGUUGGUAGAAUUCAAGGAAUAUAUUGUAAUCCAAGUACCUAAAUAACCUAUUUUUGGUAAUAAAAAUGUUUUAAAUAUCAAA